AUGUCGGAUGUUAAAUAUAUUUUAUUUGUAGUGCUUUGUGUUCUAAAGUGCAGUUUGUCCAACACUUUUGUGAAUGAAUUAGUUACGAGUGUACAUCAACAUGUGCAUUGCAGUCAUGAACACCCAAAAGCUGACGAAGUUAUACGGGGUGUCCAUAUAGAACCAGCGCACUUAGUUAAGAAAAGAAGUAUAGACCAACCGUUAAGAAUUAGUAUUUUUUACGACCACUCUGUAUAUAGGCUAGAACCAGAGAAAUUUGAUAUGAUUAAUAACACAAUUCUACCAGAAGCAGUCAAAUUCUGGGAAGAAGCCUUAAAAGUAAGAAAAACGGGGGGACCAAUCAGACUUAAUAGG
Messenger RNA from Brenthis ino (lesser marbled fritillary), 354 nucleotides. NCBI's taxonomy places the organism in Eukaryota, Metazoa, Arthropoda, Insecta, Lepidoptera, Nymphalidae. The record is from the annotation of a GenBank genome assembly.